GUCUAUUUCCAACAACAUGUGCACUACGGGAAAAGAUAUUGUAUGUAGGGCAGCUGUUGCCUGGGAGCCUCAUAAACCUCUGUCUAUUGAACAGAUUACUGUUGCUCCACCUAAAGCCCAUGAAGUUAGAAUUAAGAUUCUUGCUACUGGUAUUUGUGGAUCAGACAGCAGUGUACUGAAAGAGAUAAUCACUAGCAAAUUCCCAGUGAUUUUGGGCCAUGAAGGAAUUGGAGUUGUUGAAAGUAUUGGACCGGGAGUGACUUGUGUAAAACCAGGUGACAAAGUCAUCCCACUUUUUAUGCCCCAAUGUGGAUCUUGCAGAGCCUGUCACAGUUCAAACAGCAACUUUUGUGAAAAAAAUGACCUGGGUGCCAAAGCAGGUCUGAUGCAAGACAAGACCAGCCGAUUUACUUGUAGAGGCAAACCAAUUUACAACCUAAUGGGCACCAGCACUUUCACUGAAUACACUGUUGUGGCUGACAUAGCCGUUGCUAAAAUAGAUCCUAAAGCCCCCCUUGAAAGUUGCCUUAUAGGCUGUGGCUUUGCUACUGGAUAUGGUGCAGCUGUAAACACUGCAAAGGUAACUCCAGGUUCUACCUGUGCUGUCUUUGGGUUGGGAGGUGUUGGCUUCUCAGCCAUAGCUGGGUGCAAAUCUGCUGGCGCUUCACGCAUUAUUGGGGUUGGAACUCAUAAAGACAAAUAUCCUAAAGCCAUUGAAUUGGGAGCCACAGAAUGCCUAAACCCGAAGGAUUAUGAUAAACCAAUCUAUGAGGUCAUUUGUGAAAAAACUAAUGGAGGUGUGGAUUAUGCCAUUGAAUGUGCUGGACGCAUUGAAACUAUGAUGAAUGCAUUGCAAUCCACUUACUGUGGUAGCGGAGUGACUGUUGUGCUUGGCUUAGCAUCUCCAACUGAGCGUCUUCCCCUUGAUCCUCUCUUGCUACUAACAGGUCGGGCACUGAAAGGAUCUGUAUAUGGAGGCUAUAAGGGUGAGGAAGUCUCAAAGCUUGUAGAUGAUUAUAUGAAGAAAAAAAUCAACGUUAGCUUUUUGGUGAGCAGAACAAUGAAACUGGAUCAAAUCAAUGAGGCAUUUGCGCUACUCAGCAGUGGACAAGGGCUUCGGAGCAUUAUAGAGUUUUAAGCAGCAAAUGGAUCUCCCAGGAAAUUAUUUUUUCUUACAUUCUUUAAUCUGUAUCACACUUUUA
Molecule: messenger RNA, 1202 nt
Organism: Nanorana parkeri
Lineage: Eukaryota; Metazoa; Chordata; Amphibia; Anura; Dicroglossidae
Product: NADP-dependent alcohol dehydrogenase
Exons: 9
Coding region: 17-1138 (373 amino acids)
Biological process (GO): retinol metabolic process; retinoic acid metabolic process
Cellular component (GO): cytosol
Molecular function (GO): zinc ion binding; all-trans-retinol dehydrogenase (NAD+) activity
Source: RefSeq, a predicted model, not a curated record